Messenger RNA from Peronospora farinosa, 1119 nucleotides. The record is from the annotation of a GenBank genome assembly. NCBI's taxonomy places the organism in Eukaryota, Oomycota, Peronosporomycetes, Peronosporales, Peronosporaceae.
AUGGCCGAGUCCUCAUCACUCAUUUCUCCGUCGCUACAGCGCAGUCCACAGCUACCAAAUGGUUAUGGAUCAUUGACAAUAACAUCGAACCCAGGGGGCUCCAAAGUAGACGAACGGCACCGUCGAUCGCAGGUGUCGCAUGCAUUUCUGCUCAAAAAGGAGGCGGAUGGAAAUGCCAAGCGUCUAGAGUCUCCAUCGGGAUCGAUGGUUCGUGUGCAGGUCGCUAUUAACGUGUCACUUGCAGCCAAUGUAGCUCUCGCUAUUGUGAAGAUUUAUGCGGCCUUGAUGAGUGGGUCAUUGGCCGUACUGUCAUCUCUGGUAGACUCGAUCUUGGACCUCACGUCUCAGGGUCUCUUCUGGUAUUCGGACAAGCGGAUGCACACGCCAGACGUCAAGUACCCGGCCGGCAGACGACGUCUCGAGCCUAUUGCAGUGAUUGUAUCAGCUACUCUCAUGGGCAUGGCAGCAAUUGAAGUGAUCCAGCAGUCGGUAGAAGCUCUAGUCAAGGGAUUCAAUGGCAAACAGCGUGAGCUGGAGAUCUCGACCUUUACGAUGGUUGUACUGCUUGCUGCCAUUGUAAUCAAGCUCGUACUCUGGUACCUCUGUGCCAAGAUUGCAUUGCAUUCACCCUCAGCUGAUGCUUUGGCACAGGACCACCGCAACGACGUCUUCAGCAAUACCGUUGCGGUGGCAGCUGUCUUUGCCGCUCACAUGCACUCAAGUCUAUGGUAUCUCGACUCGAUUGGCGCUAUCGUAAUCUCCGUGUACAUUGCCGUCAGUUGGUUAGCAACAGGAAAGGAGCAAGUGGAGCGCCUCGUUGGUCUGCAGGCCGAUCAAGAGUUUAUUGAUCAAAUCCGCCUGCUUGGCGAUGUUCAUCACCCAAUGAUGAGGACCGAUAUUGUGCGAGCGUAUCACUUCGGCAGCAAUUACCUUGUGGAAAUGGAAGUCAUUCUGCCGGAGGAUAUGUGUGUCAAGGACGCCCAUGACAUCAGCCUCAGCUUGCAGGACAAAAUAGAGGAGCUAGACAAUGUAGAACGCGCAUUUGUGCAUGUGGACUACCUCGAGCGCAAUUACGACGAGCACAAGGAUCCCACGAUUCGACGCGAUUCAUCGUCCUAA